UCAUCAGGAGCUGUGAUCCGCUGUUCCCCUUUGAGACAGUGCCCCCCCAACCUCUGGGAACAAGAAACGACAGGCCAGGCCUCCGGGAAGGAGGGCACUGUGUGUGUGUGUGUGUGUGUGUGUUUUGUUUGUAUGUUUGUUUGUGUGUGUGUAAGCAACGACAGGCCACGGCUCUAGGUAGGAGGGGACUGUGUGUGUAUGUGCUUGUGUGUUUGUGUGAAAGGGGUGGGGGUUACUGUAUAAACCGAUUAAGAGUGUGUGUGCUCAGAUACUUCACAAGCAGAGUCCCGUGCGACCGACAGCAAUACGUAUUUCACCAACAUCUCUCUCUACAUCUGUCUUUUGGUUCAACGACCUAUCAUAUAUUCACUCCACUGUGAAUUCACUUCCUGCUAUAGGUCCCGAGACUAACAAGAGUGCAGCACAGGAUACAAGGGGGACAAGGCGACAACGGCGAUGGCCUCGUGGUUCGGUUGGAGCGGCGAGCCAGACUACCGGAGUCCACGGCGGGACCCAUCUGAAGUGGUCACAGACACCCUGAUGCUGGAGCUCAGCUGGCAGCUGAAGGAGGCAGAGAGGAUGCAGCGUGAGAGGGACAACGAGUACCGGCGCCUCCAGACAGGAGUGGACUACAGCUGGCUGGUCAACACGCCACGUAACACCUACGAUGUGUCGGCUGGCGAGAGGCUGGGCCUGGAGGACCUGUGCUCCAAGGUGCAUCCAUCCUACUGUGGAGCCGUCAUACUGAGGUUCCGGCAGGUGGUGACUGAGAACGAGCCAGAGAUGCAGGAGGUGUCGGCCCUUUUCCGCUCUGUCAUCCUCGAGGCCCUGGACCGCCUGAGGGAGGAGCAGGAGGCGCAGCGGCUCUUGCGCCAGUGGAACAACAAGCGGGCCAUGAGCACGUCUCUCAUGAACUUCAAGUCGCGCGUCAAGAUCAAACCCUUUGGCAGCACCGUGGGCCUGACCUCGACCAGCGGGGAGGGCGAGCUGAAGACGGUGUCGGAAGACGUGGAAAAGGCGCUGGAAGAGAGGGCUGACAGGGCCCAGAGGGUUAGGAGCAUGCCUGACUUUAGACACAAAGGGCUUUACACUACCAAGACCAUCUGAGCUGGGGAUCCACAGGACAGUGUUGUGGUUCAGUGGUGGAUGGAGAGAAGCUAGUGAGAGGUAGCCUAUAAUAAUCCCCCCGGAACCUUCCCAGUCUGCUUUGCACAAGAAUGGGGAGAAAUAGGAGACGUCUCUCCCAUCCUCUCCUUUGUCAGUGUGGGGUCUUCUCUAUUGAAUGCUUUUGACUGGGGUAAUAUGCUUAGAAUAUUUCACAAUGUUUUGAGAUUUUUAGACACCUUGUUUGCUGUACUGUUAUUGAGGUCUUUGUUCUCUUGUAAAUUAAAGAGUUUCUAAGAAAAUGGUGUUGCAUGCACUUUCAAUGCCUUUUCAACGUAAUACAUGGUAGUUAUUUAUACUUAAAACUGUAAUUAACCAAUGAGACUUACAUGAAAAGCAAUUAAGAAGUUCUGUGGUUUUUCUCAAGCAUUUUUUGAACUUUAAAGGGAAGUGCUAUUAAAAACAGCUUUAGACCUUUUUAUAGCUUAAAACAAACAGUAAAUCACUGACUGCUCUAUUACACUGUGUUUAGUAUGAAAUUGGAUAUUGUAUCGAUCUUCUAAUUCUUUACAGUUGGAAUACAGUGCAUCUUGAUUCACGUCUUUGUGUUGUCAGUCUUACUUUAUUGCUAUUGACUUAUUUCUGUGCAAAUAUUUUGAAUGCCCGUCACUUUCUUAUGGCAUUUUCUCCGAAGAAACUGCAUAGCUACUAAGGUUGAGGAGCCUGGGCUAUUUGCUGUGUCCAAGAAUAUUGACAAAACCUAGAUACAGGACAAACUGUGUCUCACAAUGGCAGCAAUAAUUCAUACACAAAUGGAAUGGAUGCUUUGUAUCAGAACAUUGCACAUCACUACUGAACAGUCUCUCUAUAACAGCAGCAGUUUAUUGCUGUUGAGAAAAGAGCUGUUGUAUUGGGUAGACUGUCACAAUGCCACAUAACAAGCUCAUCUAAAAUACAUUUGAUUUAUAUAGUAUUACAUGGGAUGACAUCCAGUUACGAGUCUCAGAUUUGUACAUUCUAUAGACGACUCUCUGAUAUUUAAUAUAUCCAACACAGAUGUCUUACUUAA
Coregonus clupeaformis (lake whitefish) is the source of this 2173-nucleotide messenger RNA. RefSeq names its product protein RD3. NCBI's taxonomy places the organism in Eukaryota, Metazoa, Chordata, Actinopteri, Salmoniformes, Salmonidae. The transcript is spliced from 3 exons. The record is from RefSeq and is a predicted model, not a curated record. The coding region runs from base 457 to 1107 and encodes 216 amino acids.